UCGUCCGGAGCAGUCCGGAGCAUCUAUUCGACGAUGUAAAUCAAAAUGCGCGAUUUUGUCCCAUUAUCUCAUUUUCUCUCAUCUACUUGUGCUCUUCUCAUCUAACCUGAAAACGCAUAAAAAUUAACAACGCAGAUGUUAAGUGUUCAAAAGUAAACAAGGGGAAAACCUCGUGUUUACGGGUGUAUUCCUAACCUCCAAUAUCGUUUGACGCAGCAUCGUAUUCGCGAGAGAGAUGCUGCAAAAGGCGAUUCUAGGACUAAGGUGCACCGUUCGAACGGUGCACCUUCGCUCUCUUCGCUUUCUGUGGGGGCUGUCGGUCGAUGUUAAGGAGAAUCCAGGCGACAGGAUGCAAGCCUGGCAGAUACACUCAUAUAAUGGCCUGGAGGAUCUGAGACUCUCUAACGUCAGGGUGCCGGUGAUCACGAAUCCCACUGACGUCCUGGUGAAGAUCGAAGCAGCUAGUGUGAAUCCCAUCGACGUCGCGAUGACGGAUGGUUAUGGUAAUACUCUCCUGAAUGUUAUGCGUAAAACCAAAAGUUUGACCUCUGGACCCUGGGGCCAACUCCAAGAAUUAGAUUUGCCACUGACAUUGGGUAGAGACUUCGCAGGGGUGGUUGUAUCAAAAGGAUAUGAUGUAGGCGACAGGUUUAAACUAGGCGAGGAAGUUUGGGGUGUGGUUCCGAUUGAACAACAGGGCUGUCAUGCGAAUUACGUUGUGGUUAACAGUAGCUUAGUAAAUCCACGCCCUCCGAAAUUGUCUUAUAUCGAGGCUGCGAGUAUCCUGUACGCCGGACUGACUGCGUGGUCCGCACUGUGGAUCACAGGCGGGCUAUGUUACAAAACGACGAUGGCUACGAGAUUGAACAGACGCGUCCUGGUCAUGGGAGGUUCGGGUGGAGUCGGUACUUUGGCUAUACAGCUGCUAAAAGCUUGGGACAUGCAUGUAAUCAGCACGUGCAGUAGUGACGCUGUAGAGAUGCUGCAGAAUUUAGGUGCCGAUACUGUCAUUGAUUAUAAACAAGACGAUGCCGAUGCAGACAUUUUUUCAGAGGGACCGUAUGACAUCAUCUUAGAUUGCGCGAAUCAAGGGCCAGAGUAUGUCAGAAUGAAAGGAUAUCCGCACAAUACUUACAUAGCAUUAAAUUCGCCACUGUUAAAAAAUGUUGAUCAUCAUGGGCUAAUCGUAGGAAUGGCACAGAACCUUGGAGAUCUUUUGAAGUUCAAUAUUCCAAAGGAAGGAAACAAAAGUUGUGUUAAAUGGGGAUUUUUUAUGCCCUCCCAGACAGGGAUUAAUGUUCUCCAAGAGUUUGUCGAGAACGAAAAGAUCACACCUGUCGUUCAGCAAGUAUACCCUUUUCAAGAUUUGCCACAGGCAUAUGAGAGACUUAAGCAAGGCCAUUUAAGAGGCAAACUAGUAAUUGACAUGAGAUAGUAAACAGUAUUAAAUAUACUAAUGUAUAUAUAAAAUUAAUAUAUUUUUUGCAAAUAGUGUGGUGGUGCUUAUCAGCAAUAAAUAAUUAUGUUCUA
Temnothorax curvispinosus is the source of this 1530-nucleotide messenger RNA. Its product is annotated as reticulon-4-interacting protein 1, mitochondrial. Gene Ontology annotation, cellular component: mitochondrion. Lineage: Eukaryota; Metazoa; Arthropoda; Insecta; Hymenoptera; Formicidae. The coding region runs from base 236 to 1435 and encodes 399 amino acids. Gene Ontology annotation, molecular function: oxidoreductase activity. The transcript has 6 exons. The record is from RefSeq and is a predicted model, not a curated record.